GAGAGAGCAGCAUCCUUUUAAGGUGCAUGUCAGCACUUGUUAAGAAGGAGGAGGAUGAGGAGGAAGACAUCUCAACCAGACGACUCUGAUUUCACCAUCAAAAUAAAAGCACAUUAACUUGAGCUGAAAAGACACAAAUCACCUUAUGCACAUACAGUAAGACCACAUAUGUAGUUUCUGAUUGUUAUGUCUGGUUUUGGACUUUCCAUGAGGCGCACAUUUUUGUUUCGUUUUUAUAUUGCAGAUCUUCACAAACAAGUACAUAUGGUUUUCAGUAAAACUGACAAUGUGCACACUUUUACAUGUCUGGCAUUCAUGAUUCACAGUUUAUAUUCAUAUUCCCCACUGAUUAGCACAAUAUUCUAUGGUGUGUUGACUGUCUCAACAAAUUGAUGAACUCAAGUAUUAGUAAGAGAGAAUGGUCACAAUAAAAAGCAAGUCGGGCAAAAAUUUAGAAACAUAAAUUCAUUUGGGAAACUAUAUGUACAAUAUAUCUGUUUUUUAAUUGACAGUCUGUGCGAAAUGUAACCAAGCAACUGUUAAGUCGACUAAGCAAUGUGCAAAAGUUCAUAGCAUGAUAAAUAAAAUCAAGCAUAAAUAAUGUAUUCUUUAGGGGUCUUUACUUUUUUAGCUAAUCUUUAACACAAAAAUAUUUAAACAGGAACAAACAUAGAAAGAAACAAUAAUUACCCCACUGGGUUCUAUGAACGUCACUUGAGUUUUAUUCUGAAAAUGCACACCGGACGUGAGCGCUUCUUCUUCUUCUUGUUCUUUUUCGGCUGUGUUUACAAAUACUCUUGAAGCAGGAGAAAAUCCUUCAGACCGAGCAGCGACAAGCACCGAGAACGAGGAGCUCCGUUAUUCGGUACAUCUCGUCGCUAUUUUUGUUUUUGAUGGGUUAAUAUAACAGAAAUAUAAACCAACAUAUUCAUAAACCGGGAAACUCGACAUGGAAUGACACGUUUUCACGGGAGUGGACUUUUAACAUGGUCUUGUGAUCCUUCACCGGUUGUUUUGGCACAUUUGUAUCCCUUCUGAUGUCCACCGUUGACGGCCGGUUCCUGACCUGCAGACAGCCUCACCACGGAGCGUCAGACAGAAUCUACUACUGAGAUGGCACGCGCAGAGACCAUUGAGAGCGUUGGGGAAACUGGAGGAAGAGGAGGAAACGAGCCUCUACCCCAUCACCACACAUGCCGCAUGGAGCUGCCCCGCCCCUUCUACAGCUGUCCCGGCCUGCUCACCACUACCGCCUUUAGCUCUGGGACCGCUACCGUACACAGCCGUCACCAGCACCACCUUCACCUGCAACCUCUGCAGGCUCUGUACCCGCUGCCUUACCCCCAGCAGGAGGACCAGGACGAGACCCGGAACCACCAGCGGUCACCUGCUUUCUCGCCAUCGCCUCCACGUUCACCACUCUGCAAUCGGAGGGAAGGGAGGGGCAGCGGCAUGGCAGCACCCAUUGCCUUCACAGGAGAGCAGCCAGCAGAUUCGCACAGAGACGAGCGUCGGGACGUUUACAGCCGACAGGGGCCCCUGCCUGACCUGCUGCCCCAGAACGAGCUCUCAUCUCGGGCUUCCCCGCGCCAGAGAGCCCCCCCCGGAGGAGAGGCGGUGCAAGAGGUGGAGGUCAGGGUGGUGGCGAGCCAGCUGAGGGCCAUUGGGGAUGAGUUUAACGCGAGAGUCUUCCACAGAGCGCACGUCGCCCCCCACUGGCAGGAGUGGAGGGACGCCUGCCGAGGACUCCUCAACUUCAUCACCCAGACUCUCAGCACUCUCUACAGGCUCACGUAGAGAGAGAGAGACGCCUCGUCCGCUCAAUCACCCGACUUCACACAUCCGGGGACCGUCGGACUGCAGCUACUGCUGAUCGGACUGGUGGCUGUUAGCCCGGAGGAAAAUUAACAUUCGUGCGUGGACAAAGAAUUUGGAGGAAGCAGCCCGAGGUGUCGGCUGAAUCAGGGCGCCACCUGUGGAGACUCGACACCCCCCCCCCCCCCCCUGCCUGUCUGUCAGUCUGCUGGUCCGGACUGCAGCCGACGGACAGAUACCUUCCUACCUGUAUUUUUUUUUUAACCCACUGACUUUCGCUGUCUUUGGCUCGGCUCUUGUGUGUGUGUGUGUGUGCGUGUGUGUGCAUGCAUGCCAGACAUGGGUCAAACAUAUAAGUUGUGUUUACUGAGAUUUCAGUGGAAAAUGAGAGGAUCCAGACACUUCAAACUCUAUACCGUUUUAAAGUGACGUGUUUUUUGAAGUCUCAAUAAUCUUUUGGGAUCUUUUUCAUUCGGCAAUAAUAUGUCACCAUUUUUUUUGGGCCGAUGUUUUUUAAAAAAUAUUUUCAUUUUAACGAUCGAUUUCUCUCCAAUUCUUCCUUUUUGAUUAUGUAAAAAAACAAACAUGAUUUGACCUUCGUCUGACGUGCGACUUGUCGUUUCUCUUUCUUACACACUGUGAAACUGGAUGCAGUUUGUUGCAUCGUAGGGAGAAAAAAAGCAAGAAGGGUACUGUAUCCCUCAGGGGGAAGUCUGCUUCAUACGAUGACGUGCCUUCUUCCACUCAGCACACUGCUGAGAUGCUAAUCUCCGAAAGUAGGACAGCCACACACAUUUAAUGACACACGCACACACAGCAGACACACACGCAGACGCUCUUCAAAUGCUUUGUUUGCAGGUGUCAUUUGCAUUACAUUCAAAUGCUCCGGCAUCAGCAUGGCUUUGAGGGCGUUUGAGGACAGACGCGAGGAGCAAUUCUCCCGCCGCACAUUUGGGCCGUUCCUCCGCUCACCGUGUCGCCCGCCCGCUCCCACAGGGUUUUAAUAAUUACCUGAUCGGUUGUAAAUACUCUUUUGGAAGAGGGAUCUGAACUAAUACGGACCAAGUACUUAUUGUGUGUUCCCGGUGUUCGGGAGAUUUCUUGUCGUCUUCUUCUUCUGAGCGGCCAUCGGCAACAGUUUGAAUUUAAAUCCAGUGGAUUUGACAUGAUAUUCCAUGAGUUAAAUGAAAAAAAUAAUCUGGAUCUUUUGAUUGUUAAAAAAGUAUUUGAUGUUUUUGUAAAAUGACCCUCCCCGCCUUCGGUUUUCACUGUAGUUUGGGAGACAAUGUUGAAUUACUCCUCUUAAGAGCAUAAUUUAUUUUGGACUGUAGCCUAUCUGUAGCUUUUUUUUCUUCAUUUUUGUAUGUAUUAUUUAUUUACUUUCUUACAUUCCUGAUCAAAACUCUGAAAAAAGUUGUACUUGAGUUGUAACUGGUAAAACAUUGACUAAGAUGGGAGCUAAAGCGCUGCGCUACACACAGAGAUGCGGAUAGCAGAUGGAACAAAAUAUCCACUUUUAAAGUCCCGAUAAUUUAAAACAGUACGUUGUUUUAAAGGAAAGCGAUGCAUUGGCUUUCCAUGCGUGGAUCAGAUGAGACGAGAAAGUACCAUAAUCCUCCCCGUUUAUACUCUUGAAACCACAAAGAAGAGUAAUACUGACUGAACUACGACAUUAUUAAAUGUGAAUUUAAAUCCCAAACUGUGCUACACCUGCUAAGUCUAUACGUUUAUGUACUGUAAUGUACUCUGGCCCAGAGCGCCCAUUUAGUGGAAUAGUUAAUUUGUUUAUAUCGGGGGGAAAUGUUUGACUGAAAGCCUUUGAUGUUAAAACCCCUCAGAAGCAGGGAUGUGAUUGGCUGUCGCGGUUUGACAUUGCCACUCCCACUUGUCCUGAGCUACAUUGUUGUGUAGUUUGAAGCACCGGCCCCCUUGUUUUGACCAUUUCUGAGAGCCGUGAUGUAUAAAGUCCUCUGUGCAGAUGCUCGGGCUGACAUGACGGCGCCAUCUGCAGCAGACGCUUGUUCGCCGCCUCUGUUCUCGUGUUUUGAGAUCGGUUCGCUAGCUGUGCUUUCGGACAUGUUCGCUGUCGUCGCCCCAACAAACAACGGUCCGCGUCAGUCACCAUGCAGUGUGUAGUUGCUGUUUUUCAACUUUUUUCUAUUGUAAACUUUCUCCAUGAAUUUUGUACUUUCUUUCCCCUCUUUUUUUAUACAAUAAAGAUAAGGACAACUAUA
Pseudoliparis swirei is the source of this 4049-nucleotide messenger RNA. RefSeq lists its product as uncharacterized. Lineage: Eukaryota; Metazoa; Chordata; Actinopteri; Perciformes; Liparidae. The transcript has 4 exons. Bases 1114 to 1797 code for a protein of 227 amino acids. The record is from RefSeq and is a predicted model, not a curated record.